Messenger RNA from Halichondria panicea, 1856 nucleotides. Its product is annotated as mitogen-activated protein kinase pmk-1-like. The record is from RefSeq and is a predicted model, not a curated record. Gene Ontology annotation, molecular function: protein tyrosine kinase activity; ATP binding. Bases 183 to 1721 code for a protein of 512 amino acids. Gene Ontology annotation, biological process: protein phosphorylation. The transcript is spliced from 5 exons. Lineage: Eukaryota; Metazoa; Porifera; Demospongiae; Suberitida; Halichondriidae.
CAGAGGGAGAUAAUAUAAAACAUACCAUUCCCAGGUACUGUCAAAACUAACAGAGUAUUGAACUUCUUGAGGCUAAUAAUAGCACGAGCUAUAUUAUAUUCAAUUUGCACUAUAUAGAGCUAGGUGUACUCAUAUAGCUCAUACUUUUUUGAAGCAGUUGGUAUACUACUAUAUACAGGAAGAUGACAGAGUUGUUACGACCUACAAGUGCACUACUCAGGGAAGUGCACAUCAACAAUGUGACUCUCUUUGAAGAUCAGGAAUUGGGUGCCGGAGCAUAUGGAAAAGUAUGCAAAGCCAAGUACGGAGAUCUUCCUUGUGCUGCAAAACUACUGCACCCAAUUCUCUUCCGAUACAGUACAACGGGUCCCAAUUCUGCCACAGUUAGGAAAUUCGAGCAAGAAUGUCAACUGCUGAGUAUAGUCAAGCAUCCCUGCAUUGUACAGUACCUAUCCACUUAUAUUCAUCCCGAAUCUGGACAGCCUGUGCUAUUAAUGGAGCUCAUCGAUGAAAGUUUGACACGAUUUCUCGAAGCUUCCAAAAAAUCCAUUUCCCUCCACGUACAGACCAACAUCACACACAACAUUGCUCUAGCCCUCGCCUAUCUGCACUCCAAUGAAAUCAUCCAUCGCGACCUCACUGGGAACAACGUUCUUAUUGUUGCUGGAAAGUAUGCUAAAGUUACUGACUUUGGAAUGCUCAAAAUUGUCGACUCACAAAUGGAGAGCAACCCUGGUCUCAAGCGAAUGACAAUGUGCCCCGGGUGUCCAGCGUACAUGCCACCAGAAGCAUUUAGAAACCCUCCUAAGUACACAAAGAAGUUGGACAUUUUUUCAUUAGGAGUGAUUAUUGUGCAGAUUCUGACGAGGGAGUUUCCGAACCCGAAAGAAAGCGUCAAUCGAGGGGAAGACGAAAUUGAGCGUCGUCGACUACACAUCUCCACGAUACCCCCAAACCACCCCCUCCUCCCACUCGCGCUACCGUGUCUCAGGAACAAAGAUAAAGACCGACCCACUUCGGCAAAUUUUUGUCGAGAAAUUGCAGAGAUCAAAGAAACACCAAAAUAUCUCGAGAGUCUACAGUCUGAGACAGUCUGUCCUUCAGAAGUGGACCGGCUUUCUCAGGAGUUGCAGGCGGCUAAAGAAGAGAUGGAAGGUCUUCGUAAUCAGUUGGAAAAUUUACGAGCCGAGAACAAACAGCUGUAUCGAAUUAUCGAUGGGACAAGAGAUGGAUGUGCUUCGCCACGGAAACCUCACAGUAAUGGGAGCACCCAGAACGGAGCAGCUGUGAUUGCCCGAGAACCGUCAAUUGACGACGAAAGUUCAAAGAGGAUGUCCAUUGACUAUGAAAGUUUCUCUGAUGAAGAACUGGAGUUGGAACUUUCCACUCCUCCCCCUGCUGUUUGGUUCCAUGGCAAGAUUGACCGUGACCUGGCCUCUAAACGGCUACACGCUGUCGGUAGACCUGGAGCCUAUCUGGUCCGCAUCAGUGAGAGUACACCUGGCAGCUUUGUCCUCACCUUCCUCGACAAGGAGAAGAGAGCCUUUAACUACAUGAUCCAUCACAAGAACGGGAAAUACAACGCCUCAGGGCAGAGCCGGAAGUGGUUCCCAUCACUACAGCAGCUCAUCGGCUACUACACCAAGUUCUCCACGGUCAAACAGAACCAGCACUUGGAUGUACCCGUUGCCCCACCUGACGUUGUUCCUCUACCCAACUGAUACAAACAUCAAUGGAAAAUCUAAAUUGAUAAAAACAAUAGACUCAUGAGCUAUACAACAACUUAUACUGUUUAGAAAUAACACAUGUAUGCACACUACUCUAUAAUUACUUUUUUAAAUCAUGUUCUAUGUGGA